AUAUGUUACCUCACCAAAAUCUAGCAGAGGAUAAUCAGAUUAAACCACUUCUUGAAGAAUUCCAUCGAAAAUACGAAUCCUGGUUAGUUCCACAGCAGGCAAAGGCUAGAGAAAAGAUUUUGAGAAUUAUUCAAGAACUAACAACCCAGUUAUUGGAUCCAACUAUA
Messenger RNA from Racocetra fulgida, 167 nucleotides. The record is from the annotation of a GenBank genome assembly. Lineage: Eukaryota; Fungi; Glomeromycota; Glomeromycetes; Diversisporales; Gigasporaceae.